UUUUCCGUCAUGGGAGGUAUAAAGCUGCUGCUCUCAGACCAAACAACACAUACUGCCGGAAGAGUAAAUCAAACACAAUGGCCCAGAUUAGUGGUGCAGCUUUCACGCUUCUGCUGCUUCUGACAGUCAGUCUGUUCUGUCAAGACACUGCUGCUUGGGCAUGUUGCAGGCGAUAUUCCAAAGGACAGCUCCCUGUUCCUUUAAUCAGAGGAUAUUCAAUCCAGACCAUCCAUGCACACUGCAACAUCAAUGCUGUCAUUUUCCACACCUCUGGAGGCAGAAAAGUAUGUGCUGAUCCUUCUCUGCCCUGGGUGACAGACAGCAUCCAGAAACUAACGAAAAGAGUGUGGGCUAUGAAGAAGCAAGAAAAACAGCAGUGAAGAAAGAGAAGCUAAUUUUUUUAAGGCAAUAAUAUAAUAUAUAUAUAUAUAUAUAUAUAUAUAUAUAUAUAUAUAUAUAUAUAUAUAUAUAUAUAUAUAU
Molecule: messenger RNA, 480 nt
Organism: Pangasianodon hypophthalmus (striped catfish)
Lineage: Eukaryota; Metazoa; Chordata; Actinopteri; Siluriformes; Pangasiidae
Gene: ccl20a.3
Product: chemokine (C-C motif) ligand 20a, duplicate 3
Exons: 4
Coding region: 78-380 (100 amino acids)
Biological process (GO): cellular response to interleukin-1; cellular response to type II interferon; monocyte chemotaxis
Cellular component (GO): extracellular region
Molecular function (GO): CCR chemokine receptor binding; chemokine activity
Source: RefSeq, a predicted model, not a curated record